AUGGAACCUCUAUACCUUUCUGAAGGGUAUCUAAUUGACAAAGAAGGCCAAAUAUUUGCUAUAUCAGACAUCCUCGCAAUUUCAUUUACUAUAAACUUUGACGAAUCCUCAAAAGUAUCCUUUAUGAUCAAAAAAACAGACCAAACCUCCACAUGAAUUCAGUUUUGGCUCCUAAUUUUUCUGUUAAUCUUUGGAAUCCCAAUUGAAUUAUUAAUUUCCUAUUUUUCCUUUUCAGUUGCCUAUAUAAUAGCACUCUAUUCUAUGUUCAAAAUAUUCCCAAAGUAUUGGCGAAAAUACAAAGAAGUCAAUAAAAUAGGGUUUAAGCAGUAUCAUUUUGAUGACGUAGUAUUUUAAUUUUAAUUGUCUAUAACACAUUAACUUGCACUAGCAGGUUGCUCGACCACAGCUACCCCAAAAACAGCUCUGGGGAGAAUUUCGCACCAUUUUCCUCAAAAGUAUGACCAUCUCUGACUUUGCUCACCAGUGAGGACUCCAGUCUUGAAGUUUGGACUUGACAACUCUUCUUUGAGCUCAGGCACUUACUUGGGUCCGAUCGACAACCUAAAGGUUUCCAGUCUUCACCACCUAGUAAGUGGUACCAUUCUGUAAAAUUCCAUCCCCUAAGAUCUGGAGUCAGGUAGGAAAAACUGCCCGGCUCUGGCUUCCCUGACAAAGCUAGGAUAAUUUCACCAGGGAAACAACCUCAUAAUUAAAAUAUGCGAGAGAUGAAUUUUUUGUCAGGAGACCAGAAAAUUCGAGCGACGUCAUAUUUUAAUAUGAUGAUGUAGUAUCAUUUGCAAAAUUGCAAAAAGACAUUUUUCAAGACCAUUAUGGUAAAAAGCUGAUAAAGCGAGGAUUUAUCUUUGGAGAACACACUGAAAAAUUCUUGUUUGCGUUUAUGCCAGCAUUUAUAUAUAAUUGUUCAGCAUUUAGAGAAUGAGCUUAUUCUGUGACAAAAGUGGCUUAUCCUGCUUUUAUUGCUUUUUUAACCUUUUUUAUAUUCGGGUUAAAAUUGUGUGGGGUUUUAAUAAGAGGUAUUAGAAAUGAUGCAGUAAUCAGCAUGGUUAUUAGCUUUUUAAGGAGUUUUACACUGAUAAAUAUAUGCAUUACUCCAUUUAUUUUCACUUUGGAGUGCUUAUGAGUGUUGCUUUCAUAUUUAUGUGAAGGACUGGAUUUAAUUUUUGAGAAAAUAUGGAUGGUCGUUGUGCUAAUUUUAGUACCAUUUGAAUAUUUUAAGACAGGGACAAAAAAAUUUAUGAGAGCUAUCAGUCCUUCAUUAAGGAUUUUCAGGGUUUGGAUUGAAAAAAAUAAAUUGUACAAAAAUUGCAAGGAGUUUAGAAACAAGUAUAGCUCAUACCCCUUUAUAGAUUUCUAUAUCGAGCAAAAUGUCCUGGCCUCUUGAACGAUCAAAACAGAAUCUCUCAAAGAGAUGAUCUCAAUCUCUAUAUCAGUAAGUGUUAAAAAGUGACAUGCCAAAAAAUGGUGACAAGUGAGAAAAAAUUUGACAAGUAAACGCAUCAAUUUUUAAAAGGUCUUUAUAAAUUAAUAAUAAUUAUAAUGAUAAUAAUAAAUACAUAAAUAAUAAAUGAUAUUUAUAAAAUUUAUUAAUAAAAUUAGAUACCAUUCUCAGCUUCUCCAUACUGGACGAUAUCUUGUAUCAAGAAUAAGUCUAAAAAUUAUUGGAGAUUUUUAGAGAUGUCUCAACCGAAAGCAAUAACUAGUGGAGAAUUUUGAUUGGUUAGCGGGGGGAGUCGCACUUUUGAAUUUUUCUUUAGAUACUAUUUCAAGUCAGUUUCUCCAUACUGGGCACCAUAUUGAUGACAUCUUGUAUUAAGCAUAAAUCCAAAAAUUAUUGGAGAUUUUGAGAGAUGUCUUAACUGAAGCAAGAACUCUUGGAGACCUUUGAUGUGUUAAAGGGGGGAAUCACACUUUUGAAUUUUUCUCUAUAAGCUAUUUCAUGUUAGUUUCUUAAUACUGGACUCCAUCUUGAUGACAUCUUGUAUCAAGCAUAAAUCAAAAAAUUAUUUGGAGUUUUUGAGAGAUAUCUCAACUGAAACAAUCACUCUUGGAGACCUUUGAUUAGUUAACGGGGGGAGUCGCACUUUUGAAUUUUUCUUUAGGAAUUACUCGUAUCAGUUUCUCCAUACUGGACGACGCCAUCUUGAAUCAAGAAUAAGUCUAAAAGUUAUGGAGAUUUUUAGAGAUGUUUCAACAGAAGCAAUAACUAAUGGAGACUUUUGAUGGGUUAAAGGGGGUAGUCGCACUUUUGAAUUUUCUCUAGGUAAUAAUCAUGUCAGUUUCUCUAUACUGGACGCCAUCUUGAUGACACCUUAUAUCAAGCAUAAGUCCAAAAAUUAUUGGAGAUUUUGAGAGAUCUAUCAACUGAAGAAAGAACUCUUGGAGACUUUUGAUGGGUUUAAAGGGGGGAGUCGCACUUUUGAGUUUAUGAAAGUCGUAGAUAUUUAUGAUCUCAUUAUUUCUCUCCAAUAAAAUGCUACAUUUGUGUUUGAUUAGGUUUAUAUCAAAAACCUGAUUGAUUGGGUGCUCUCAGUCUAAUUGGAUAUCUUAAAUUUUAAAUUAAUUUAAUAAUAAAAAACCAUUUUUAAAAUCGGCGUGUUUUACUUGCCAAAUUUUUUCACACUUGUCAUCAUUUUUGACAUGGCACUUUUUAACACUGACUGAUAUAAAGAUUGAGCUCAUUUCUUUGAGAGAGUCUGUUUUGCUCGCUCAAGAGGCCAGGACAUUAUGCUCGAUAUAGAAAUCUAUAUACGGGUAUGAGCUAUAUAAGAAAAUCAAUAAAGAAAUAGUUACAUUGAAGGAAGAAAAUAGUAUAGAUAAUUUAAAUGAUAAAAUUUAA
Messenger RNA from Blepharisma stoltei, 2857 nucleotides. The record is from the annotation of a GenBank genome assembly. Lineage: Eukaryota; Ciliophora; Heterotrichea; Heterotrichida; Blepharismidae.